This is a messenger RNA of Jatropha curcas, 1128 nucleotides long. Its product is annotated as vesicle-associated membrane protein 722. Gene Ontology annotation, cellular component: membrane. The record is from RefSeq and is a predicted model, not a curated record. Gene Ontology annotation, biological process: vesicle-mediated transport. Lineage: Eukaryota; Viridiplantae; Streptophyta; Magnoliopsida; Malpighiales; Euphorbiaceae.
CAUUAAACCAUCUCUUCUUUUUCACUCUCUCUACUUUAGAACCUCAUUAAACCCUCCCUCUCUCUCUCUCUCUCUCUCUACAUAGAAAAGCAAAAGCUAGAGGAAGAGGAGAGAGAUUUCCAGUGAAAAGGAGAGGCGUCGUAUCCGUGUCUCAGAUCUCUCUCCCAAACCUCCAAUCGCUUUAUCAGUAUCGCCAAAAUGGGCCAGAAAUCGUUGAUCUACGCCUUCGUAUCUCGUGGAACUGUAAUUCUUGCCGAGUAUACAGAAUUCAGUGGCAAUUUCAAUUCCAUAGCGUUUCAGUGCCUUCAGAAACUCCCUGCGACCAACAACAAAUUCACUUACAACUGCGAUGCCCAUACCUUCAAUUACCUCGUUGACAACGGCUACACAUACUGCGUAGUUGCAGAUGAAUCAGCAGGAAGACAAGUACCAAUGGCUUUUCUGGAGCGUAUCAAGGAAGACUUCAUGGCAAAAUAUGGCAAUGGAAAAGCCACCACUGCUGUUGCCAACAGCCUUGACAAGGAAUUUGGUCCAAAACUAAAGGAACAUAUGCAAUAUUGUGUUGAUCAUCCUGAAGAGAUAAGCAAGCUUGCAAAGGUGAAAGCUCAGGUUUCAGAAGUUAAAGGGGUCAUGAUGGAGAAUAUUGAAAAGGUUUUAGAUAGAGGCGAAAAAAUUGAACUUCUGGUGGAUAAGACUGAGAAUCUUCAUCAACAGGCACAAGACUUUCGAACCUCAGGGACAAAGAUCCGUAGGAAAAUGUGGCUGCAGAAUAUGAAGAUCAAGCUGAUUGUUCUGGGAAUACUGAUUGCUUUGAUCUUGAUCAUAGUCCUAUCUGUUUGCAAAGGAUUCAACUGUGGAAAAUGAGUGCCAUCUCUGAAGGCUUCAUAUAUUAUCAGAGCUUUUUGUGAGUUAAAGGUGAAUAUAUUGAAUUUAUUGUCAUGACUGUGUGUGUAGUAAACAAACAGCAAUUUGGUACUUUUGUAGAACAAAGUUAAUUUUGUAUGUCAAUGACGGUAACCUUUAUACUAUCAUUAGAAUGUUUUUAGCAUAUUAUUGUUGGAUUGCUCUUGUGACUUGGAUAACAAGAUAUAAUUCUGUCACAAAUAUGAAUAUACCUCUUGUUUAGGA